Molecule: messenger RNA, 6743 nt
Organism: Oenanthe melanoleuca
Lineage: Eukaryota; Metazoa; Chordata; Aves; Passeriformes; Muscicapidae
Gene: VBP1
Product: VHL binding protein 1
Exons: 20
Coding region: 467-2449 (660 amino acids)
Biological process (GO): clathrin-dependent endocytosis; protein folding; synaptic vesicle budding from presynaptic endocytic zone membrane
Cellular component (GO): synaptic vesicle; extrinsic component of presynaptic endocytic zone membrane; prefoldin complex
Molecular function (GO): phosphatidylinositol-4,5-bisphosphate binding; tubulin binding; 1-phosphatidylinositol binding
Source: RefSeq, a predicted model, not a curated record
GGGGGUGGGUCCCCACCGCCCGCGGACACCUGAGGCCCGGCGUGGGUGUCGGCCUCUGCUCCUGCUCCUGCCCCGCUCCCGCUCCCGGCCCCGUUCCAUCCCGCUCCCGAUCCUCUCGCAGCCCCGAUCCCGCCGGACCCGUGCCCCCUCGGCAGCGGCGGGGCGGGAGUGGGGCGGGCGCGCGGUCACCUGACGCCGCGGCCGCCGCCAUUUUGUCUGUGAGCGUAAUGUGAAAGGGAAAGCCGGGGCACACCCGCGGGUGGAGGCGCAGCGCCGAGCGGUGCUGGGAGCCGAGCCAUCGUCGCCGCAGGUCCGCAGAGCAGCGGGGAGAGCCCCUGCAGCGGCCAAGAGGAGCCGCUGAGCGGAGCCCGGCGAGCUCUCCCGCAGGAGAGAGCCGCCGGCGCCCUUCCUCCGGGAGGCUGCGCUCGCUCCCGGCCGCGGCGGAGCCGCCGCCAGGGCCGCGGCGAUGAUGUCGGGGCAGUCGAUCACCGACCGCAUCACGGCAGCGCAGCACAGUGUGACCGGCUCGGCUGUCGCCAAGGCUGUGUGCAAGGCGACGACUCACGAGAUGAUGGGCCCCAAGAAGAAGCACCUGGACUAUCUAAUACAGUGCACAAAUGAAAUGAAUGUGAAUAUUCCACAGCUGGCAGAUACACUCUUUGAGAGAACUGCAAGCAGUAGCUGGGUCGUAGUGUUCAAAGCUCUAAUUACAACACACCACCUCAUGAUGUAUGGAAACGAGCGGUUUAUCCAGUAUCUUGCAUCGCGGAACACUUUGUUCAACUUAAAUAACUACCUGGACAAAAGUGCCAUGCAGGGCUAUGAUAUGUCUACCUUCAUUAGGCGAUACAGCAGAUACUUGAAUGAAAAAGCACUUUCAUAUAGACUUGUAGCAGUUGACUUCACCAAAAUGAAAAGAGGGAUAGAUGGAGUGAUGAGAACUAUGAAUCCUGAAAAGCUUCUGAAAACCCUUCCAAUCAUACAGAACCAGCUUGAUGCACUCCUUGAUUUUGAUGCAAAUCCAAAUGAACUAACAAAUGGUGUUAUAAAUGCUGCCUUUAUGCUCCUCUUUAAAGAUUCCAUUAGACUUUUUGCAGCAUACAAUGAGGGGAUUAUUAAUCUUUUAGAAAGAUAUUUUGAUAUGAAGAAGAACCAGUGCAAAGAAGGCUUGGAUAUUUACAAAAAAUUUCUAGCCAAAAUGACCAAAUUGUCAGAGUUCCUCAAAGUAGCAGAGCAAGUUGGAAUCGAUCAGGGUGACAUUCCAGAUCUCACUCAGGCACCCAGCAGCUUGCUUGAGGCACUGGAACAGCAUUUGGCUUCUGUGGAGGGAAAGAAAACAAAGGAAGUCUCUGCUGCCAGCAGAGCCAGUGCCCUAUCCAGUGCUGUUUCCACACUUGCCAAUACAGGAAUGUCAUUCAGCCGGAUGGAUGAGAAAGAAAAGCAGCAGGCAUUGGAGGAGGAACAAGUUAGACUGCAGGCGCUUAAGGAGCAGCGAUUAAGAGAAAUUUCUGUAGUAUCAAAUUCCACUUCCACAUCAGCAUCCCCAAGCACUUUAUCAGGAAAAAGUAUAAAUACCACUGUAGCUGUUGACCUCUUUGCUGCGCCAGCACCCACAACAAAUAGCAUGCCCAACCUUUCUAGUGAUCUUUUUGAUCUUCAGCCUGCAUUUGUUCCAACUGUGCAAAGUACUCCAGCUAUAUCAACAUCUGCAAGCAGUGCUUGGGGAGGUUCUUUCUCGUCUUCAAAUGGUUGUGUUGGUUCUCCACCUCAUCUGGACAUCUUUGACAUGAAGCCAGUUGAAGAAGCUGUAAAAUCUGCCACCCCUUUCACCAAUUCUUCUUUUUCCUUCAAACAAAGAGUGGAACUGUUUAGUGGUUUUUCUCUUCAUUCGGCCUCUCCAAGUACCACCUCUUCAACAAUUAAUGUGGAUUUUGAUGCUGUUUUUGGAGGAAAAUCUACAGCACCAGAGUACAGGACUGCAAGUGGUUUUAACUUUCUAGAUGAUGUAUUGCAACCCACAGUACCACCACAAACUCAAGGAGCCACUGUAGCUAGCCAGCAAAGUAAAAAAAUUUUGGCAAAUGACCUUGAUUCUUCACUUGCUAACCUAGUAGGAAAUCUUGGCUUUGGAGGAACUCCAUCCAAAAAAUCAGAUAUGCAGUGGUCUCAGCCUACAGAGAAAAAACUUACUGGUGGAACAAACUGGCAAGCAAAAACAAGCACAUCGACUACAUGGAACCCAACUCCCUUACCCACUAUUCCACACAUGGUACCUGCUCCUAUCACAUACCCAUUGACCACACCUCAAGUGCCUAUAUAUGGAAUGGUAUCUCCUCAGGUUGGAGCUGCUCCUUUGAUGGCACCCCAGUCAAUGAUGUAUACACAACCUGGUCUGAGGCCAACAAAUCCUUUUGCACCUGUUUCUGAAACUCAGAUACAGUUUAUGUAGAGCCACCAAAGCAACAAGAUGUGAGAACAACCAAAUACUGGUAAAAAAAUGAAAAGACUGAAUUUCAAUCUUUCCAUGAUGUAUUCCUGAACAGGGCAACUGUUUAUUCCCUGUAUAAUACAAUAUUAUUUUGAACUGCAAUGCUUUAGAGAUUCUUGUUUAUAACAGUCACUGCAGUGUGAAGUCAUGUUUGUUUCCUGAUUUCUUUUUUUUAACUGCUCAGCAGAAAACUGUAUUUUUAUUGAGGUUGACUCAAGGUGCAUGCUGGAUUAUCUUGUUCAAAAUCAAGGAGAAGGUUACACGAUUGCUCUACAACCUUAGUCAUCAGUAGAUUACCUUAGGAAUUGACUGAGAAAUUCAAAGCUAUUUAUUUUAUUCAUAAAUUCUGUGGCUGUUGUAACCAAGACACAACACGAAAUCAAGUUGAGCAAUAAAAUUGUGUGUUUUAAUAAAUACUCUGAUAGAGCAAUGCUUGCAUUAUCAUAAGGCCAACAUUGUGUGAAAUCAGACAGCUUUUUCACAUUUGAAUAGUUUAUAGUAAUUUGCAAGCUUUAUAAUGUGAAUUUGAAAUGCUGUGAAUCAACAAGACACAUAUUGUAUAGAUAGAUAUAGUAAAAAUAAUAAAUUGCUCCAUUGGUAUGUCAGUAUUACAGGGCUAAGUAAAAAGAGCCAGCAGCUGCAAGGCUGCAAGUCUGUGAUUGAGUAGGGGGAAUGAGUGUGUUCCAGAAUAGCUCAUGCAGCCUCCAAGAGGUGCCAGCACCUGCACUUCCAUAGGUACCUUCUCUGUAGGUGGCAUCUCCCACCAUGGGCUCAGGGAAGAGCAACCUUGGAAGCCAAUGUCUGCCAGUGCCACAGCACAUGGGAGCAGUCUGAGAGUCUUGUUGAUAACUGCAGUAGAGUCAAGAGAGCCAAUUCUUCUUUCUAAAGUCUAUUAGAUCAAAAGACUCAAACCUGGCAAUCAUGCUGACAAUUGUGAACUAUUUUGAAAUUAUCCAGCUAUAGAGAACAGUUUGUGCUUCUUUUUUGAAAUAAGAACCUAGUUGUAAACAAUAUAAAAAUAAUUAUUUUUAAAUAUGUAAAUACAUGUAAACUGUUAGAUAGUUGUUUCGUUGAUGCUGCAGUAAUCUUUUUCUUCUGUAGUAAUUUCAAGGUAAAAAUGCUACAUUAAGAAAUCCAGACUCUUUUUUGAGAGGAAAAUCUUUAAAACCAACUAAUUUAUAAGUAUUGCUGUUCACAAUGGGUCAGAUGUGUACAGACUUCUGGGACAUAUUUUGUACUUAAGAAUCUUCCUCUGGAACUAAAAUUGGCUAUGAAAAUGCCUUAUCUUAUAUUUUUCACUGUCUGAUAAAGAGUGAUAGCAUUAAAAAAACCCAGUUGUUAUAACUAAGUAGAUAGAAGUGGGAGCCCUUCCUCCAAAAGUUUUGAGGCAAAAUGCAAUGAAAAGCUCUGCUGCAAAAUUGCUUCUAAUAAUAAUUAAUAUUAAAGCUGAGUUUUCUAUUGUUAAAAUAAAUAGACCUCCAGCAUAGUAUGUCUUUUAUCCUUUGGAGAGUCUGUAAUUGCAGAAAUAUCUCUCACUCUCACCACAAAUUCAGAUAGGUCUGAGAAUCUUGUCAAACUCUCCUGCAGAGAACUUCUAAUUCCUCAGAGUGAGAACAACCUUUCUAUUUUUCCAAAUGCUUAAUUCUGUCCAAAGAGUGCAAAAGUAGUAUUUAAUGACCUUAUGGUAAAUACUUUUCCCAAUAAAUCAAUACAAAAGAAACAAAAUAACACUCUUCUUCCCAACCCUUGAAAUUUGUAACUGCUAAUUUCCUGGAAAACGAAACCUUGCAGAAAUUUAAAACUCAGUGUUCCUUGACGUAUAUUGAUUUUGAAAGAAUUUGGACCAGUAUAUGGUAGUUUAAUGUUCAGGUUUUAAUUACAAAGGGCUUCAAGCUUUAAUCCACCUUUAUUGGGUUGAACAAUUGUACAAUUUUAAGCCAAUGAGUUCUUCAGUGCCUAUAGUUGCCCUCCACAUGAUGAGGGAAUAGAUGCCAUUUAGAAUGGGUCAUUGUGUUGAGGGGACUGUUUAUUUAAGAAAUAGUGAAUUCAUUCAGUAAUCAAAAGUCUUGUGUUCAAAUUAGAUCUGUCCAUGUAGUUAGACAUGUCUGGGCAUUAAUGGAAGAAGUGAGAGUGCUAGAAGCAGGCAGUUCCUAGCACUGUAAGCUGUUAGGUCUCUUUCUUAUACUGAGUUGUAUAAAUAAUAACACAUUAUUUUAAUAAAAUAUGCAAAUAAAUGCCUGGCACACAGUAUAUAUUUAUUAUAACUUUAUUUCAGAACAUUCUGGAUAUCUGGAAUAUACCUGGCUUAGAAAUGGAUUUAGUUCUGGAUAAUAGCUGGCACUACUUCCGAUCUGCUCUGGAUAUUUUAAUGGUUCUUUUGGUCUACUUUCUUGUAGCAAAGCUGUCUGAUACCAAUUUAUUAGUAUGAAAAAAGGAGAAACAGCCACAAAAUAGGUUUUAAAAUCUACCUUCUUUUGAUGCUUUUAAACACAGCUUUGAGCUUGAUCCUUGUGAAGCAAAGAUUUCUUUGUACCUUCUCUCUGCACAAUAGUGCACAGGACUGAAUUUUGCCCACUUCUUCCUUGUGCAUGUAUUGGAACACAUAAAAUGGCAGAGUAUGUGUUUAAAUAACACACAUGAGAAGUGAAAACCAAGGACUUAGGAUGCUGUCAAGGUUUUUAUGGCUAUUUUUCACAAAAAAAACCCCACUUUGAACACCACGGUUGUUCUUGAGGGUGACUGUACGAGCCUGCAGAAGCUGCCAACAGUAGUUGUGAUGAGUGAAGAGACAUAUAUAAAUGUGACUUUUCUUCCAACUCAUUGGAUCAAAAUCAUGUUCAGGAAGCUGAUAACUAAGAUGUCUCUCUGUUUGUCUGAGCAAGGAGAAAGAUUUUGAUGUAUGCUGUAUACUUUGCAUUAUUGUACUAUAGUGGUUCAGUUGAGCCUCACUGUUGGGACUUGCUGCUGCUACAGGCAGGCUAUCAUAGAAUACACCAUAGGAUGACUUCUGAGGGACUUUGGAAAGGUGGAUUGUGUAAGGCCUCUUGGACUUGAACAUGUACCUCUCUAAAUAACUGAGGUUUUCUAAUGUUCUCUAGAUAUAGUUUGACUUUGCCUCCAAGAAGUUACUGAUUUUAUUUUUUUUUAAAUAAAAUCUGGAUGUGUACUAGAAAAAAAAUCUCUGUUCUGUGCAGAUAGUGGUGGAAUAUUUGUAGGUAAAAUAACAAAUGGACUUUCAUUUAAGAAACAAACAAAACCAACGGCAAAAACCACACACACAAAAGUCACAACAACAAAACUUCUGACUACAAGAUUGGAUACAGGGUGUAUCUAUGCCCAGCUGGAUAUUUUGAUGUGUGGCAGGGAUGGGGGGGGUUACAAAUAGAAUAGUAUGCACUGUGGAUCGGUGCUUAAUUUGUACAUAAAAAGGAAAACUUUGUUCGGGGUAGUUUGUAUUGUAAGGAUAACAUCUAAAGGCACUGUAUCAGUCAGUUUUUUUUCCAUUGAAAAGAUUAUAUUUUUGAGCAAUGGAAACUGUAUGUGUUAUCAUUUAUACAUUACUGAUAGAAUAUAAAAAACCUGUUGCUAUGACUCUGAAGAUGUAUCUAACUUGUCAUUGAUCUGUGUGUUGCUGCAUCACUACUUUAUGCAGAUUCUCAUGAUCAUUUAUUUAAAAAGAUUGUAGUAACUGGUACAGUUACAACACGAAUUGUAAUGUUAAGUCUUUCAGUAUAUCUCAGAUGCGUAUCCUUGUGAUUAAGCUUAAUCCUUUGACAGAUACUUGGCUGGAAUCUCAUCUUGGAGCAAUGAAAAUAUAGGUGCUGGAACAGAGGUCCCUCACCCCAUCCCACAUUUUAUUUAUUUAAUAGGUCUUGUUUUGUAUGUUAUGUUUUUCCCCAUAACAGGUUUGUGCCUUUUAUUGGAUAUUUAUUUGAAAGGAGCUGUGAUCAUUUAGGUUGCUUUUUUUCAGAUGUAUUCUUGUACAGCUGUUCCUUUACGUGAGUUUCUUCGUUUUAUAAGAAUAUAGAAUGUGUGGAAAAUAUACUGGCCACAAACUGGAAAAAAAUCUAAGGAUUUAUGUUCUAUGAAUAUUUUUUUUAAAUAAGCCUAAGCACAAGACUGGCUGUGUUGAUAUUUUAAUUGUGGAAUUUCACAAUUUGUUAAUAUGCAAAUUGUUCAUUUUUUAAAAGACUGCUCAUAUCCACAUCUUUGAUGAAACAAAUUUUGGAAAAAAAUAAACUUUGGCAUAUGCAAA